Messenger RNA from Drosophila kikkawai, 1051 nucleotides. RefSeq lists its product as uncharacterized. NCBI's taxonomy places the organism in Eukaryota, Metazoa, Arthropoda, Insecta, Diptera, Drosophilidae. The record is from RefSeq and is a predicted model, not a curated record.
GCACCUUGUGGAUGGAUGCAUAGAGACUCUGCCACAAGUACACAGGCAGAAAAGAAGAAAGUAUCAAUUGAAAUUGGGAAGGAAAGUUCGCCCACUAUGGAAGAGACGACUGCUGACCAGCUGAUCGACGGGGCCUUGGCCACUUUUCUCUCCCUGUUCACCUGGCUGUGCAUCCAGCUCAUGGGCCUUAUCGAAAGGCGAACCAAAAAACUGCGACUGCUCUGGGACAGUAGCUCCAAGAUGGAUCUGAUGGGAUAUAAUGGCGAGGAUGAGGACAUUAGGUGCUCCCGCACCUAUGACUUGUACCUCAACUUUCUGUGGAUCUUCGCCGGCAUCUAUGCCCUGUCUAAGCUGACGCAACUCUUGGAGCUCUACCUGGGCCAGCGACUGAUCCCCCAAAAGGGCUGCUGUGACGUCCGCACGAUGAGCUGCGAGUGGGAGCAGACCCUGAUGCUGUACGAGACAGACAAACGGCAGCUGGAAGCACAGGUGCAAUCCUGGCGCGAAAAGAAUCUCAAUCUGGAGCAAACGAUCAAAGAGCUGCGCGAGUCCAAUAUCCAUUUUCUCAGUGAGAAUUUAAUGCGCACGGUGAUGCAGGAACAGAAAACUUCGCCCGCUCCAUCCAACAUCUACAUCAGCAAUAGCCACUUCCAUCUCACGCGUCAAAUCUUCGUGAACGAGGGCCAGAAGGGUGGCAACCAUCGUAAUGUGGGUGGCGAUGAUCUCUACGAAACUGAAGCCACCCAAGAGAGUCUAAAUGUCUGGAUGCAGUAUCUAAAGAUGCGUAAAUGCUAUAUGGGCCCAAUCGCUGAUCCAACUUUAACAGCUGUCAACAGUGCCGAAGAGUUGCUGCCCAUUGUUAUGACCACCGAACAGCUGGCCAAGUUGCAGGGCAUGAUCUAGUUAACUUUUCAGUUAAAAUGCAUUUCAAAUAACGUUGUUACAAAUCAAAUCAAAUCCUAAAAACUCCCCAAAAAUAUAUAUAUAUUUCAAAUGUGCUUAAUAAAAGGAUUUUGCAAUCUUUAAUAAUCCAAAAGGAAUAAAAAAUAUA